CCCGCAUCUGUUGUGAUUCUGCUGUAGAAAGGUCUGUGGUCUUCAGCAUUUGCAGUGUUUGAAUGGAUGCACAUUAACUGAAUAGUUUUUACAAGCGGUGUGAAAUUAUGUAUUAUUGAAUAUACCAUUGCCAUAUAUGCUUAUUGUGACAUUUAUGAAUUUUUUCUUCUUCUCAGUAAACCGCAUCCAACGCACUAAUAACAGAAAAGCUGCGUCUAUAUCGUGAAUCAGUUCAUUAUAAACACGAGUUCAGUCCCUGGCAAACAGUGAAGGGAGAAACGGAGCUUUCCGAAUCUCCGAGUCAAUUGAAUCAAAUGCUUUGCGAAACGACUCACUGUUUCGAAUCGCGCGAAUCACUGACAUCUGCUGAUCAAAACAGUGUAAAUGCAACCAGAACAAAUACAAACAUGUGUAAUGACAAUUAUUACAAACAUACUGCAAACGUUUUCAUGUAAGUGGAAUCUAUUAAAUAGUCUACACAUAUUUGCAUACCAAAUGUAAAUUAUAAAUGCCUAAUAUUUAGUGUCUGUAAAAUUUGUGUUCUUUUAUCAGUUUGUAUAGUGAUAAUUGUUGUGCCCUUUUUAAGACCAUUAACUCUCACUCCGACUGAUUCCCUCACCAGUGUGUUGACUACUGAACUAGGGAGCUGAUUGUGACGCACCCAGAGAUGUAGUUUGGAUGUCUUUCUGUUAAUUAAUCUCAUAUUAAUCAUGUGUACAAACAAAGAGAAAAAGUCCUGCUGAGAUCCACACACUGUUAUAAAGAUGGCGGUUAUUAAAGAGGAGAGUGAAGACGUGAAGAUUGAAGAAACAUUCAGAGUCAAACAUGAAGAUACUGAGGAACAAACAGACCUAAUGGCGCUGAAAGAGGAAAGUCAAGAACUGAACAAUAUGGAAAAAGAGAAAGAUCAGCAUGAGAAACAUUAUGAUUUCAUAACUGGAGAAAAAUCAACCAAGACUGAAAAGACUUCCUCACAAAACAGAGCUCAGAAGACCAAAUCUAACAGUCAUUUCACCUGCUAUCAGUGUGGAAAGAUUUUCAGUCAAAAACGAAACCUUGAGGUCCACAUGAGAGUUCACACAGGAGAGAAGCCUUACACCUGUGAGCAGUGUGGAAAAAGUUUCACUCAAAAUCAAAGCCUUAAUGUCCACAUGAGAAUUCACACUGGAGAAAUCUCUUUCACCUGUCAACAGUGUGGAAAGUGUUUCACUCAGAAACAAAACCUUAAAGUCCACAUGAGAAUUCACACCGGAGAGAGCUCUUUCACAUGCCAAGAGUGUGGAAAGAGUUUCAGUCAAAAAGGAAACCUUGACGUCCACAUGAGAAUUCACACUGGAGAAAAGCCUUAUACUUGCUCUCAAUGUGGACAGAGUUUUACACAUCAUAACACCCUUAGUUCCCACAUGAGAAUUCACACUGGAGAGAAGCCGUUCAUAUGUGAUCAAUGUGGAAAGAGCUUCACAACAGAACUAAACCUGAGGUAUCACAUGAACAUUCACACCGGAGAGAAACCAUUCACUAAAGACAAACCGUUCACAUGUGAUCAGUGUGGAAAGGGUUUCACACGCAAGGUAACCCUCAAUUCCCACUUGAGGAUUCAUUCAGGAGAGAACUGUUUUAUAUGUCAUCAAUGUGCAAAGAGCUUCAGUCAUAAAAGUAGCCUUAAUACUCACAUGAAACUUCACACUGGAGAGAAGCCUUUCACCUGCAAACUGUGUGGAAAGAGCUUCACACAAAAAGGAAAUCUUAAGGCUCACGUGAAAACUUGCACAGGAGAGAAUCCAUUCACAUGAGUGAAAAACGUUUCACAUGUAUAGAAACCCUUAAGUACCACAGGAGGAUCCCAUUUUUGUUCUCUAUGUGGAAAGACUUUUAAGUGGUUCUUCAAUGUAAAAAAGGAUCAGAAUUUCUGAGUUCUGUGAAAAUGGUUCCGAGUUCUGAGGCUCUGUUUACACUUCUAAUUUUCAUUGUAUAGACAGUUUCAUCGGGCGCACGCAGCUGGCCCAAACUUAACUUCCGGUCUGUGUUUGUUUAUUGGUCUGGUUAGUGGCGCUGGCUACAAACGCAGUUAAAUUUAAAGUGAUGAGUAAUGAAGUUGGGAUCAGGUGGUUGUGCUGUGGGACGUGUUUCCCAUACAUUUAUUUAUUUGUGGUGACCCCACGAUAUCAAAACUGACCAAUUUUCCAAAAGUUUUUAUAUCACUGUAUUUCUGAAGGAAGACUGUCUUUAGAAAAUGUUCGAUGUCAUUUUCAUUUCAUCUUGAAUGUUAUAUGCCUGAUAAAGCAGCGUUUGUAAGCUCAGCGCUGCUGUACAGCCCAACAGCCAUUACCGGAGAAACCUCUAGUUCUCCUGCUUUAAAGCACCUCCUGCUGGGCAGAGAAUGAAUUAGUAUUUUUAAUAAGUCCGUCUGAUUUAUGCAGCAAACAUAUUUUUCAAAAUAAUCUACUCUAGAGGGACUUAGGUGUUGUUAUUGAUUCUAUUUGGAUGUCUACCGGAAGUUAAGUUAGGGCCACAAAAGCACGCAUGCGCAGUAACAUUUGUUUAUGUUGUUGCCGUGAAACUGUCUAUAGAGCAAUGGUUGUGGUAGGGAACUGUGAUGUGAUGAAGCAGUGGGCACCUCGAGGAGGGCCACUGUCCUGCAGAGUUUAGCUCUAAACCUAAUUAAAGCACUUUUAAAAUAGCUUAGAGGCUGACCAGAGUGCUGUACAUGAGCAAAGUAAUAAGUGCAAUAUAAAAAUACAAGUAAGGGAUAAUCAACGGCUAGCUGUGCAUUAAACGAUUUGAAUGCACGACGUGGAGGCGAAGAACCUUGUCUCCGCGAAGUGCAUUCAAAUGGUUUAAUGCACAGCUAGCCGUUGAUUAUCCCGUUUAUGCCAUGGUCAUUUGCCAGCAUUCACGUAUUAAAGAUGUUAAUAAUAUUUGCGCUACAAUAUUUGACCGGAACGUUAUUUUCGUCUGUAUUACUAUUUAACUCUAACUGUAUGUUACUAUGGUGACCAAUGUUUAUAGGAAGCUCAUUAAUAUAGAACGUGAUUAAACUGACCUGGAACUACCUGUGCGGUUCAACGAAUUUAAUCAACACCUGCCAGCCAAUCAGAAUCCAGUAAUCAGACAGACCAUGGCAUAAUAUAAAAAUAAUCAAUAUAAACGUGAGCAGAAUACACACAUACCAAAUUUGAAGCAGAAAUAAAAAAAAAUCAACAAUUAACACGAAGGCUAAGGAAAACAAAAACUGGUAAAGAGGGGGACAUUCUAAGGCUACGUUUACACGACAACGAUGUAGUCAAAAACGGAAAAGUUUUGUUCAUUGCAUUUUUAAAAAGUUUCACGUAUACAUGACAAUGUUUUCAAAACGAUUUGCGUUUACACAUAUCUCUGAAAACUGCCAAAAACACUAUAUUACGUAUGCUAGGCCAGAAGUUGGCACUGUCACCUUGUUAAUAAACAGUACCUGUAGGGAAGUGACGAUUAGCUCUUUGUGGGCGGGAGUUCCGUCACUAAAAUCACCACAUCGACCUGUUGCUCUACUCCUCAUUCAUAGCGAUAGCAGCUUUAGCUGCGUUAGUAAACUCUUGAGCAGCAAACAACACUACCAUGUACUCUGCCAUUGUUGUGUAUGUUUUUUCGCGCUUGCCUUUAAAAUCGACACGUACUGCGCAUGUCUACAUACCUAACACAUACUACGAACGCACAUGACGUCACAAUUUUCAAAGAUUCCCGUAUUGGGUGUUUACACAGAAAUGAUAACAGUGGCAUUUUCAAAAACUUAUGCUUUGAAACCCGUUUUCAGUCCCCAAAACGCUGUCGUCGUGUAAACGAACAGGCAAAACGCAUAAAAAGUUUCCAGUUUCCAGUGUAAUCCCCUCUGCGUUUCAGCCUUGAGCAAGGUAUUGUCAAUAAGUUAAGGUUGCCAGAUCUUAAACUUCUAGGAGGCUUAUAGGGACACAGUAAAUCAGACACGUAUUUUGGAGCAAGAUUAUGUAGACAUUUAUACACAAAUAGAAGAAUUUUAAAGUCAAUCCUGAAGUGGACUGGAAGCCAUUAGAGGGCUAGAAAAAUGGGGGUGACGUGGUCAUUUUUGCGACCAUUUUUUAAGAAAUUUAGCUGCAGCAUUUUGAAUAAGUCGAGCUGCCUGAGACUUGGAUAUACCGUAAAACAGAGAAUUGCAAUAAUUUAAAUGCAAAGUUAUAAAAUCAUGGAUAAUUGUCUCAGACUUUUCAGACACAAAAUGUUUUAUUUUAGAAAGUCAACAAAGCUGGAAAAAAUUAGAGGCAACGACAGACACCCCUCUACAUUGUGAAUAAUCACUCACAUAUGCGACUAAAUCUUCACUCUGGGCGACUAAAUGAGGUCUAAAAUUAGCCACUGGCUAAUAAUUUCUUAGAUUUUGCUCACCAGUGUGUGAGUUGGAGGCUAAAUAUUAGUUUAGCACAGAUAUAUUUUCACUCUCCGAACACACUGACUGAGCGCUUCAGAGUUUUACUCUGUCAAGCGAUCUGUGCUAUUUUUCAAUUCAUCUCAACGGAUGCGCAGAACACCUGUAUUUGACAUACCGUGCACUCUAGUGCAGUGGGGGUAAUUUAAUUCUACCCCCACUUAAAGUAACAUUAAAACGAACAUGUAUUUUGCUUCUAAUGUAAAAACAGGACAAUGGGAGUGCCGUAAACGGUCAAAUACAUGAUAUCCAAUCAGCUUACCUCAUCUUUUGCGGUCAAAACUGACUGCAUACCAUUUCCUGCAUACUUAAUACCAUAUGAGCAGGGUAGGGCAAUGUCUAUGGUAAACUGUAAAAUGAAUGUAAAAAGCACGAUUUACUGUUCAGAUAGUUUUCACAAAACAAAAAGUUUAAUAAAAUAAUACACUUCACAUUUCAGCCUUUAAACCAUUUUUUAAGAAAAUGGAUGAGUCAAAAGUAUUAAUUAUUAUAUUAAUUUAAACAAUUAUCAAUAAAUUAUUAUAUUAAUUAAAUAACAUACAAAUACAUUUUACUGUCUAGAUUUUUAUAAUGGAUUAUCUCCUUAUCGAUCCACCAGUUCACAUUUACAGCUCUGCGUGUUUGCAGGGUAAAAAUAUGGGUCGAGUUUUGCAUUGGUGUGAACAAAAACAACCCAAUGUUCCUGCAAUACUGGAGGCUGCAGUUCUAGGACUGCAUAGGACCCUAUUUUUUGGGACAGCACCAUCUAUUCCAACAGAGGAGACCUGAUUCAAAGAAACAAACAAACAGAUGCAAACAAACAGCACAUCAGACGUGAAGCGCUGCAGCUAAUUAACUGAAGUCUCGCACAGACAAGUCUUUCCAAGAAAACUGAAUUUUAAACCAGAAUAUAUUGAAAUAAAUUAGGUUAAAUAUUUCAAGAGGAUUAUCAACGGGUAUGUUUAGGGAGUUUAGGAGUUGGUUAGGACAAUAAUUAAGUGUAUAAAAUUAAAUAACUACAUAAUUCCUUAAAAAUAAUAAUAUACAGAAUUGAAUAGCAAGUGCUAUAAAAUAGUAUGAGCCACUAAUAUUUAAUCAUUUAGCAGACGCUUUUAUCCAAAGCGACUUAUAAAUGAGGACAAUGAAAGCAAUCAAAAUCAACAAAAGAGCAACGAUAUGCAAGUGCUAUAACAAGUCUCAUUUAGCCUAACGCAGUACACGUAGUAAGAGAUUUUUUUUUAAAUUAUAUAAUAAAUAAAAAGAAAACAUAGAAUAGAAAAAGAAUAGAGCAAGCUGGUGUUAGAGGCCUUUUUUGCUUUUGUUAAUUAUAUAAUAAAUAAAAAGAAAACAUAGAAUACAAAAAAAGAUUAGAAAAGCUAGUGUGCAAGUCUAAAAGGGACAAGUUUUUUUUUUUUUUUUAAAGAAUAGAAUUAGAAUAGAGAGAGGUAUGACGUUCUUCAUUCUCUCUUACAUUAUUUUUGGCUCAUUAAAAAUGAAUCUUGCUGCCGCGUUCUGGAUUAAUUAUAAAAGGUUUGAUAGGACUGGCUGGAAGACCUGACAUAAUACAUACAUACAAAAAAAAAAAAAAUACAAAAAAAAUAAACUAUAGGGCCCUGGAAAUCCAGUUCUGAAACUACAGCCUCCGGUAUUGCAGGAAUCCCCUACUCACAACAACAGCCUUAUUGAACAUGCACAUUCAUUCUCUGUCAGCAGGAGGCGCUUUCGAAUGGUUUCCCAGGUAACAGCAGAACACAAAGCAGCGCAGCACUGGACUUUGAAACGUGCCGCGCUCAUAUUUAUUUAUAGCCUUUUGAAGUUUAAUCGUCACAUUAAAGGAACACUCCACUUUUUUUGGAAAUAGGCUCAUUCUCCAACUCCCCCAGAGUUAAUAAGUUGAGUUUUACCGUUUUUGAAUCCAUUCAGCCGAUCUCCGGGUCUGGUGAUAGCACUUUUAGCAUAGCUUAGCAUAGAUCAUUGAAUCCGAUUAGACCAGUAGCAUCACGUUCAAAAAUGACCAAAGAGUUUCGAUAUUUGUCCUAUUUAAAACUUGACUCUUCUGUAGUUAUAUCGUGUACUAAGACCGGCGGAAAAUGAAAAGUUGCGAUUUUCUAGGCUGAUAUGAUUAGGAACUACUCUCAUUCCGGCGUAAUAAUCAAGGAACUUUGCUGCCGUACCAUGGCCGCAGCAGGCGCAGUGAUAUUAGCGCCUGAAA
Molecule: messenger RNA, 6626 nt
Organism: Onychostoma macrolepis
Lineage: Eukaryota; Metazoa; Chordata; Actinopteri; Cypriniformes; Cyprinidae
Product: gastrula zinc finger protein XlCGF8.2DB-like
Exons: 2
Coding region: 765-1793 (342 amino acids)
Biological process (GO): regulation of transcription by RNA polymerase II
Molecular function (GO): RNA polymerase II cis-regulatory region sequence-specific DNA binding; DNA-binding transcription factor activity, RNA polymerase II-specific
Source: RefSeq, a predicted model, not a curated record